This is a messenger RNA of Daldinia vernicosa, 999 nucleotides long. RefSeq lists its product as uncharacterized. The transcript has a single exon. Bases 83 to 766 code for a protein of 227 amino acids. Lineage: Eukaryota; Fungi; Ascomycota; Sordariomycetes; Xylariales; Hypoxylaceae. The record is from RefSeq and is a predicted model, not a curated record.
GACAUCCAUUAUCACAUCCCGUCUUAAACGGAACUCAUCCGGCCAACAUAAGACCACUGCAUCGCUGGACACAUCUACACUUAUGGGUCUGCCUUCCAGUGGCCCUGAUCGACCCGCAUCAAGUUCAGGAGUCUCACUCAUCGAUACCACAGUUAAGUUACCAAACAUAACCACAAGAUAUGUGCAUUCACCAGUAGUGGGCUCGCAAGGAAACGCAUCAAUGGGGCAAGAGGAAGGAACACUAGUAUCGCAAGUCACAGGAGCAAUGGAAUCUCUUGGAAUGGGCCCUACUUACUAUAAGAAAUCCUCGCACGAUCAUAGCGAAGUGAAUCGUAAUACUCUGGAGAAUGCUGGAAACAGAAAAAGCAAUGAUCCGCCAGCUGAAUUAGCUAAACAGAAGAAGAAUGGUAAACGCCGCUGGAUGUCUCAACUCAAGAGCUGGGUUACCGUUUCGGAACCGUCGGCUCAGGCCUUGAAACAGUACAAGAAGGAAACCUACGACAAGGCUCAUCUCUCUCUUGAUGACCCUAAAGCGAGCGCUAAGCUUCACUUACCAACCGGUACCCUUCCACCGAAUGCGAUUAAGCCAGCCGGCUCGGGAUCUGAUCCCGAGGAGAUGUUUUUGAAACGGGCAGAACAACGGAAAAGGAUGAGACGUUCGGGCACCGGGUCUUAUGGAACUCACCAAGGCUCGAAAUCGAGCUCUAGUCGCUAUUCGGCUUCCAGUAGCAUUGCCUUUGGCGCUGCGAAAGAGUUUCCACAGUAGUAACCAACUAAACAAACUCUAUACCGAACGAUACGCGCGGGUUAAACGACGUGUUACGAUUAGUUGAUUACUGCAAUACUUUACGGCGUCUAGUUCACUGUUUAGUUGUUUUUAUAUUCGAGCCUACGAGUGCCCAGGUAUGCGAUCUUUGCAGCUGAAAUUUCAAAUUCAUCCUUUUGCGUGGGAGUUAGCUAGAAUCUUGGUGGAAUAAGUACAGAUCAGACAAAUUAAAC